Molecule: messenger RNA, 1687 nt
Organism: Meriones unguiculatus (Mongolian gerbil)
Lineage: Eukaryota; Metazoa; Chordata; Mammalia; Rodentia; Muridae
Gene: Ca14
Product: carbonic anhydrase 14
Exons: 11
Coding region: 225-1295 (356 amino acids)
Cellular component (GO): plasma membrane
Molecular function (GO): carbonate dehydratase activity; zinc ion binding
Source: RefSeq, a predicted model, not a curated record
GGGAAAAGGCACCGGUGGGAGAAAGAGUGGAGGGGAUUCCUGCCCAUUCUUUUCCUUUUCCUCUCUAGCCCAGAAUCACUGCUGUUGCUGUGGCAGGGCAGAACCAGCUGGAGGCCAGUGUGUGAAUACUCUCAGGCGUAGGAAACUUGGCCGGCCACAGUGCUCUGGGCCGAUCUUUCCCCACUGCCCUAGUCCCGGCUAGCCCUCCUUGGCCUUCUUUGUUUAUGUGCUGGCUGGUUAGGGAGAGCAGGGGUGGGACGGGGCACGUGCUCCCAGACCGCCCAACUCACACCCUGAUUCCCAGCGGAUCCGAGGAAAACCUCACUACCCGCCAAGGUCACCACUGGACAUAUGAAGGCCCACAUGGCCAGGAGCAUUGGCCAACCUCUUACCCCGAGUGUGGAGGCAAUGCCCAGUCCCCCGUCGAUAUCCAGACAGACAGUGUGGUGUUUGAUCCUGACCUGCCUGCUGUACAGCCCCACGGAUAUGAGCAGCCUGGUACUGAGCCUUUGGAUCUACGCAACAAUGGCCAUACAGUGCAGCUCUCCCUGCCCCCAAGCCUGCACCUGGGUGGACUGCCCCGAAAGUUUACAGCAGCCCAGCUCCACCUGCACUGGGGUCAGAAAGGAUCCCAAGAGGGAUCAGAGCACCAGAUCGACGGCGAAGCCACGGCUGCAGAGCUCCAUGUGGUCCAUUAUGACUCGGAGUCCUAUGGCAGCUUGGCUGAGGCUGCUCAGGAGCCUCAGGGCCUGGCUGUCCUGGGCAUCCUGAUUGAGGUGGGCGAGAGUGAGAAUCCAGCUUAUGACCACAUUCUGAGUCACCUGCAUGAAAUAAGAUAUAAAGAUCAGAAGACCUCAGUGGCCCCCUUCAAUGUGAGAGAGCUGCUCCCUGGGCAGCUGGAGCAGUUCUUCCGCUACAACGGCUCGCUCACGACUCCCCCCUGCUACCAGAGUGUACUCUGGACAGUCUUCAGCAGAAGGGCCCAGAUUUCAGCGGGGCAGUUGGAGAAGCUCCAGGGGACAUUGCUCUCUACAGAAGAGGAGCCAUCUGAGGCUCUUGCACAGAACUACAGAGUCCCCCAGCCUCUCAACCAGAGGACCAUCUUUGUUUCCUUCAUUCAAGUGGGAUCACUGUCCACCACAGGAGAGAUGCUGGGUCUUGGUGUGGGAAUCUUGGCUGGAUGUCUCUGCCUUCUGCUGGCUGCUUAUUUCAUUGCUCGAAAAAUUAGGAAGAAGAGGCUGGGAAACAGGAAAAGUGUGGUCUUCACCUCAGCACGGGCUACCACGGAGGCAUAAACUCUGUCUCAAGAUGCUCAAGAUGCCUUCCCUUCGUACCUGUCAGGGAGCCCCUGUUAAGGGGGUGCAGGGACUGGACCACCAGUAGUGGGCAGACACCCGUCUUUGUAGAUGCUGCCUCCCCCCACACACACACACAUCACGGAAGCGAGACCCCCAUUCUUCAGGGAAGAGCGGAGCCUUUGGCCUUUCCAAGCUGCAGAGCAGGAGACCCUGUCGUAGCAUUUGCUUAGAAAGAUGCUCAGGAUAUGCUGACAUUCCUCAUUCGGCACAUCACACUCCCUCCCCUACACACACUUGGUAAUUUUCUUCCUCUAGGAAAGAGGGCUGCUGCUGAGAUUUUCAUUAUUUUUUGCUCAAUAUAUGUUUGAAAUUAAAGUUUUUGACCUUAA